AUGACAAGAAACCAAUUGCUUGAUAUGGAGAACUCUCAUGAUUCAAUCUACUUGAAUGGUCAUACAUAUGAGUGUAGCAUGUAUGCAAUUGGUAGUGUCAUAGAGGCCUGUAGAGCUGUAAUCGAAAAUAGAGUUAAAAAUGCAUUUGCUAUUGUCCGUCCACCGGGUCAUCAUGCAGAGACUGAGCAUGCAAUGGGAUUUUGUGUUAUGAAUAAUGUUGCGAUUGCAACAAGGUAUUGUAUGACACACCUUGACACGAAAAAAGUAAUGAUAUUAGAUUGGACCGUUAAUGUUCCAUGGCCUAAAGAAGGAAUGGGAGACGCAGAAUAUAUUUAUGCUUUUGAGCAAGUAAUUAUGCCAAUUGCCAGAGAAUUUGCUCCUUCUCUGGUGAUAGUUUCGGCUGGUUUCGAUGCUGCUCAUGGAGAUCAUAUUGGCCAGUGCGAGGUUACACCUGCAGGAUAUGGCCAAAUGACCCACAUGUUGAUGUCACUUGCAAAUGGAAAAGUUGUGAUGGCUUUGGAAGGAGGAUAUAAUAUCAACUCUAUCGCAGUCUCUAGUGUUGGGUGUAUGGCUGUACUUAAAGGAGAAGCACCAGAGCCUAUCAAACCUGACUCUAGACCAAGCGAGAUUUGUAAAGAGACUAUUGCUAUUGUCAAGAAAUUGCAGGCUACACAAUGGAAAUCACUAGCAUAA
This is a messenger RNA of Phycomyces blakesleeanus NRRL 1555(-), 693 nucleotides long. RefSeq lists its product as hypothetical. Gene Ontology annotation, cellular component: histone deacetylase complex. Lineage: Eukaryota; Fungi; Mucoromycota; Mucoromycetes; Mucorales; Phycomycetaceae. The coding region runs from base 1 to 693 and encodes 230 amino acids. The transcript has 3 exons. The record is from RefSeq and is a predicted model, not a curated record. Gene Ontology annotation, molecular function: histone deacetylase activity. Gene Ontology annotation, biological process: chromatin organization.